CUUCCGAUAUUGUAAUAAUACAACCUAUUUAAAAUGUUCCAUAUCACCCUUGAAUAUAUUGUUGGGUUAAAAACAAGGUGUUAAACUGUAUUUCUGCUAAUGAAAACAUCACUCCAUUGCAUCCCGCAAUCCUAAUGACCAACUUCAGUUAGUGCUUGUUAUUUACCAUGAUAACAGGUUCCUCGUCCCACAUGGUGUUUCACACAGCAGCAAUUCUGACUGAUAGACCGGACGACCCACCUCCAUCCCACCACAACCGUCCAAUGAGGCUGCAGAGCGGGGACGAGCCUUCAGCAGCAGCCUCUUAUUUCGCACUACAGUAACCCUGUAACACACUGGUAGUCAUGUGACGGUCAUAUAGUACAACUCAGCGAGCGCCCAGUCCAGUCGAAUUCUGCUGCCUGUGGAUGGCGUGUCUCAAGGGCAAAUCUUUCUCUGGUAAUAGACAAACCCGUCGGAUGAAACAAUCGUCCCAAGCGCCGCUUGCACUGGGAAUGUACUGAGUGAACAAGGAUAGGUGAUGAAUGCACGCUGCGGAGGAGCGCAUAAUGCUGCCGACUGCCCCAUGUGGUGUUUUCUGAUAAUACUGUUGACAGUUUUUUUUCUCUCUGGCUGAGUUUACUCUCCGUCACUGAGACCAUGCAGGGGCCCCUGGAAAGGGAGGAAGAGAUAGAGGUGGAAGGGGGAAUGAGGAGUACACACUGUAUCCUGGCUGGAGACCUUGGAUUGCAAGAGUGUUUCCCUGACGCUUAUUUUUUUCCAGUCUGAGAGAAAACACCAGGUGUUUUGCUAUCUCACCCGAGCAGGAAUUGUAGCCUCAGUGACUUAGGUUUGUUCAGCCUGACUUUUCCAGCCUCACAGGGAAUAAUUUUCUUACAAAUCAUUCUAAACACAGACUCUGAGUCCAACAAGAAACAGUGGUUUGGCACUAGCCAGGGAUGGUAGAUAACCUCUCAGUGAACGAGGAGACUUUUCUUAAGUACAGUGGCUCUCCACUGGCCUGUCGUGUGUCUGACAUGGUGACAGACCUGGGCUCCUACCAGGUGAUGCCGUCACCACUUUCGGAGGAUGACUUGAGUGAAUCAUCCAGCCCUCGUUCCUGCUCCAGCCCGGACUCCCAGGUGCUCAGCUCCAGCUAUGGCAGCAACUCCAGUGCUGAGAGUCAGGAUAGUAUCCUGGACCACCUGCUGUCUCAGGCCUCUUUAGGAGGUGCCAACAGUGUCUCGGCAGGGUCUGUGGCACCUAUACCAUUAUCCAGUUUCCUCUUGGACUCACAGAGAGAUGAGCCAUCCAAACAUGAGUCAGUAAAGGAGGAAAAUUUUGAUUUCCUCAACUGGACCAGUGUGGAGACAGAGGAACAACAAGGAGCGUCCUUUCAACCCACUUUGGAAGAGAUUGAAGAAUUCCUUGAAGAGAAUAUGGAAGUGGUGACAAUGAAGCAAGAGAUCCGAGAGGGUCGCCCAGCAUUGGGAGUUGGUCUAAAGGAAGCUCUUGAUCUAGAAAUUGGUCUUGAGUGUUGCUGGGAGGCAUGCUCUGAGCUUAAGGUAAAGCCAGAAGCCAAGUAUUCAGACCAAACUGUCCCAACUGCCAUCACUGCUGACCUAGCCACUGGUGCCUCCAGUAAGACCAAAGGUACACAUCAAUCCAGCACAGGGGCCAAGAAUACACCAGUCAGCAAACCUUUGUCAGCAGACAGUGGUACUAGCAGUAGUGGGAUGCCAGUCAUCCUACAGAUUCAGCCCAUGCAGAUAAAGCAAGAGGCCACAGUGGCACCUCUUAACCCAGUAGCCCAGCCCCCACAGCCUCCUCCAGCUUCAGACAUCAAAAUUGCGCAGCUACUGGUCAAUAUCCAAGGUCAGACCUUUGCCCUGGUGCCCCACAUCCUGCCCUCGGCUAACCUUAACAUCUCCUCUAAGUUUGUACGCAUUGCUCCUGUCCCCAUUGCAGCCAAGCCUCUUGGAGUUGGGGAGAGCUCAGUAAGCCAGGGAUCAGGGAUUCUUGCUGGGGGUCAAAAGUUCCAGAAGAAUCCAGUGGCAGAUCUAAUCAAAAUGCACAAAUGCACUUUUCCUGGCUGCACCAAGAUGUACACCAAGAGCAGCCACCUGAAGGCCCACCUGAGAAGACACACAGGAGAAAAGCCUUUCGCCUGCAACUGGCAGGGCUGUGGAUGGAGGUUUUCACGGUCGGAUGAGCUGUCUCGACACCGGCGGUCCCACUCAGGGGUCAAGCCCUACCAAUGUCCUGUAUGUGAGAAGAAGUUUGCCCGCAGUGACCAUCUGUCAAAACACAUUAAAGUCCACCGUUUUCCACGCAGCAGCCGGACAGUUCGCUCAGCAAACUGAUGCCCUGCUUGCAUCACUGGGAUUGCUGGAAAUGCUGGGAUUACUCUCAAACAGACAUAAGCCACAGGAGCAAGUUGUGAGUGUGAACUUCAUCAAGUAAAAUGAACAUGGGAUUGGAAGAACAUCUAGCUUCUUAUUUCGGUCUGUGAUUGUUCUAAUUCAUUGUACAAAAGUAAGCCAGCUGAAGGUUGUUGUUGCUGUUGGCGCUUUUUUAUGUUGUACCACUUACGUUUGUUCUGUCCUUAUCUCCUGCCUCGGCAGAAGAUAAGAUAAACUUAUUUUCAUUCA
Lates calcarifer (barramundi perch) is the source of this 2630-nucleotide messenger RNA. It is a transcript of the gene klf15, whose product is annotated as Kruppel-like factor 15. The record is from RefSeq and is a predicted model, not a curated record. The transcript is spliced from 4 exons. Gene Ontology annotation, biological process: regulation of transcription by RNA polymerase II. The coding region runs from base 939 to 2342 and encodes 467 amino acids. Gene Ontology annotation, molecular function: DNA-binding transcription factor activity, RNA polymerase II-specific; RNA polymerase II cis-regulatory region sequence-specific DNA binding. Lineage: Eukaryota; Metazoa; Chordata; Actinopteri; Centropomidae.